Molecule: messenger RNA, 3656 nt
Organism: Lemur catta (Ring-tailed lemur)
Lineage: Eukaryota; Metazoa; Chordata; Mammalia; Primates; Lemuridae
Gene: CLN3
Product: CLN3 lysosomal/endosomal transmembrane protein, battenin
Exons: 19
Coding region: 2105-3421 (438 amino acids)
Biological process (GO): lysosomal lumen acidification; lysosome organization
Cellular component (GO): lysosome; membrane
Source: RefSeq, a predicted model, not a curated record
UCCUUGACCACCUGCUCUGUCUCCCUGCUGUCCCCUGCCACCUUUUGCCCAUCAGCAGCAGCCUUCCCCUCAGGCUGCCUGUGCCAGGUCCACUCUGACUCCACCCCUCUUGCCAUCCCUGGCUCUCUUGCUCUGACCUCUUCCUCCUCCUCCUGUUCCCAGGUUCUCAGCGUCUCCCCUCUGUUCACUUCCUGCUCCUCAGGCUCCUGCUUUUCCUGGGCUUGGCUGCUCCUGUCUCGUCGAGCCCCAGACCUUGCCUCAGACUUCUUUCCAGACUCCACGGAGACACUUGGCUCCUGGCACCUGGCAACCUUGGCUGCCUCCCAGACCCCUGUGUCCUGCCUGUCUGUUUGGGACCCAUGGGGGCUGCUGUCUCCCCAGCCCCAGGCUUGUUCUGCAGCUGAGCUUCCCCCUUGGCAUCUUCCGGCUUCUCCAGGCCCUCCAAGCCUUCCAUCCCCCUUGCUUUGGCCACCUCUAAGGCCCUCCAGGGCCUCCUGUGCUUCCUCCUCCACAGUCUUCCCUGGCCUUUCUACAGCCAUCACCCCCAGUUCCUCGGCUGCCUGUGCCUCCCUCUCUACAGUGGGGACUGCAUCUCCUAUGAGUGCCCCCCUCAAGGCCUGAUGCAGCCCAGGGAGGUAUAGCCGGAGGAAGUCCAUCCUGUCUGUCUCUGUCUGUGUGUCCAGAAAGCUGACAAUGACCGCCCCCACCUACAAGCCAGUCCUCCCCGGGACCCAAGACACUUCCUCUUCCUCUGUUUCCCCUGACGCAUACCCACCCCAGGCCCUGCCCACUGCCCCAAUGCCCACUGCAGCCUCCACUCCUGGCUGGGCAAUGGGUGGGCAUCACACAGGGGACUCAGGUGCACAUUUGGAAUUAAAGGACAAGGGGGAAGCCAGAAAGGAAAAAGUGGGAGCAGGAGGCCUCAGAAUUGGUAAUGGGGGAGGGGGCAUGUGGCAACUGCAGCUCAAGUGACUCAGGUCUUAUAUUCAUACCUCAGCCAUUUCCGUCUCCCCCAAGCCACAGCCACUCUGUGAGAGGAAGCUGGGGUUUGUGGUUCCUGUUUUGCCUGGGGACAAGCAGUAGGAGUGAGGAGAGGGCUGGUAGGAGCUUUGUCUUCUCAUUUCAGUGUCAUUAAAGCUUCCCCAAGGGGACAAACGGGCUGGGUUGGUGGCUGCAAUGCCCCACCCCUCAUGUGUGGUUAAUCUUGCAAAAGAGAACUUGGCUAAACUUUGUAUUGUGGUUGUUUGUGUCUACCACCCACCCUCCUGUGAGUUCCUUGAGGGCAGAGGCUGUGUAUGAAAUGCUGCUGAAUUUCUAGAGCCCUUCGUGAUAGUAGGACCCCAUUUUUUCAUUGUUUGAGUGACCUGGGAAGCACACUAGAGAGGUAUAUUUUAAACAACAGUCUGAAGGCUUGGUGGUGAGAAAGAGCUAGUAGAGGUGGGCACAGCCUGUUGAAGUCCACAGCAGACGUUAGCAGGGAAAGUACGCCAUGAAGAGAAUUCAGGAUGCUGCUUUACCACCUAGAGGAAGGAAUUGGACUACUUCCGUGAUAUUUUUUGGCUCCAGCGUAAUUGGCGAAAGGGGAUCUUUUAACGUCUUGGAUACCACCCAUAGAUAAUUCAUGAAAUUCCUUCAGCCGGAAACAGUCAGUCCUGUUUGAAAAAAAUAUUCAGCCAGGUGGCCAUAUUUGUUUCUGGUAAGUGAGUGCUGAGGGAAAGGAUCUGAAGCCGCCCGCAGCCAUGACUAGUCCUGGCAGGAUUCCGUCACCGCCUUGGGCGCAGCUAAUGUGACGUCACGUUGCUAACUUGCUGAUCCCACCGCUCCAGUUUAAAGCCAAGGGUUCCAGGGUUCUCCCGGCCUCUCCCUUUCUCACGCCCCAAAGCUGAGAGGGCCUAAAGUUAAGAGGGAGGUAGGACGCGGAAGUAGGGAGGACCUCCGAGCACGUGAUGGGGGGACCCGCGGAUGCUGUCACGUGACCCAACAACCUGCCAGUGCCCGGUGUGGAAUGCUUUGGGGCUCUUAAAGACCCUCAUCUACCCCGUCGAAGCCGACUCUGAAGAACACUCUGUGACGUUGGACCCUUGGGGCACCUGAACUUGAUGCCAUGGGAGGACGUGCAGGCUCGUGGCGGAGCCUUUCGGAUUCUGAGGGGGAGGAGACCGCCUCGGAUCCCCAGCCCCCUUUGUUAGACCAUCAGGGCGCCCAUUGGAAGAACGCAGUGGGCUUCUGGCUGCUAGGUCUUUGCAACAACUUCUCUUAUGUGGUGAUGCUGAGUGCUGCCCAUGACAUCCUCAGCCAUGAGAGGGUACCUGGGAACCAGAGCCACGUGGACCCAGGCCCAACGCCCAUCCCUCUCAAUAGCUCCUCUCGAUUUGACUGCAACUCCGUCUCCACUGCUGCGGUGCUCCUGGCAGACAUCCUCCCCACCUUUGGCAUAAAGUUGCUGGCUCCUCUUGGCCUUCACAUGCUGCCCUACAGCCCUCGGGUUCUCAUCAGUGGGCUUUGUGCUGCUGGGAGCUUCAUCCUGGUUGCCUUUUCUCAUUCAGUGGGGACCAGCUUGUGUGGUGUAGUCUUGGCUAGCAUCUCCUCGGGCCUGGGGGAGGUCACCUUCCUCUCUCUCACUGCCUUCUAUCCCAGGGCUGUGAUCUCCUGGUGGUCCUCAGGUACUGGGGGCGCAGGGCUGCUGGGGGCAUUGUCUUACCUUGGCCUCACCCAGGCAGGCCUCUCCCCCCAGCACACCCUGCUGUCCAUGCUGGGUAUUCCUGUCGUGCUGCUGGCCAGCUACUUCUUGCUGCUCACGUCUCCCGAGCCCCAGGACCCUGGAGGGGAAGCGGAGGCAGAGACAGCAGCUCGGCAGCCCCUAAUAGGCACUGAGGCCCCAGAGUCGAAGCCAGGGUGCAGCUCAGGCCUGUCCGUUCAGGAAAGGUGGACGGUGUUUAAGAGCCUGCUGCAGUACAUCCUCCCCCUGGUCCUGGUGUACUUUGCCGAGUAUUUCAUCAACCAGGGACUUUUCGAGCUCCUCUUUUUCCGGAACACAUCCCUGAGUCACGCUCAGCAGUACCGCUGGUACCAGAUGCUGUACCAGGCCGGCGUCUUUGCCUCCCGUUCUUCUCUCCACUGCUGUCGCAUCCACUAUACCUGGGCUCUGGCCAUGCUGCAGUGCCUCAACCUGGCCAUCCUCCUGGCGGACACGUGGUUCAGCUUUCUGCCGAGCAUCUACCUUGUUUUCCUGAUCAUUCUAUAUGAGGGGCUCCUGGGGGGUGCGGCCUAUGUGAACACCUUCCACAACAUUGCCCUGGAGACCAGUAAUGAGCACCGGGAAUUUGCCAUGGCAGCCGCCUGCAUCUCUGACACCUUGGGGAUCUCCCUGUCGGGGCUCCUGGCCUUGCCUCUGCAUGACUUCCUCUGCCAUCUUUCCUGACACUCAGGCUCCUCGGGAUGCAAGACAUGCUGACCUGUGGGCAGGUCAGACACCCAGGCCUACCCAUAGCCCAUGCAUGAGCUCUGGCCCUGGCUUUACAUGUGGGCCGGGGGUGGGGCAGUGCUAAGGCCUUAUAACAGGGAGCAGGGGCAGCCCUUGUCUCCCAUUCCCAAGCUGGUCUCGGGGAGUUUCUUGGCAUCAUGCCCUAUGAAUAAAUGCCUAUCUUAUCAGUUGA